GGAAAUGUCGUGACUCGCGUGUUAUAGAAUCAUGUAAACUUUUCGCCCUAGUGGCAACGUUCAACAAGUGUGUUUUAGUGAGAAAGCUGACACCUCUAGUUAUCACGAAUAUUGCAUAAAGUUCCACAACUCCGAUAGAAUUUCCAAUUUAAGUCUCAUUUAAAGCCGGUUUGGAAUUAGAAUAGCUUUAUCUGCUUGUAGAAACAAUAUGUUAACUAAGUCAGUGCUAAUUGCCGCCUUGGGCCAGCGCGCACCCAAUUGGCUAAUGAAACGCACUUUCAGCAACACGCAAAUCUUCAGGCAAGCUAUUAAAAAUCAUCAGCCAAAUGAUUUGGAGAGGCGAUUCUUGGUUUGGAGUGGUAAAUACAAGACAACAGCUGAUGUGCCAAGCUUUGUAAGCCAGGAGGUAAUGGAGCGCUGUCGCAACAAGAUGCGCAUUAUGUUGGCAAAUGUAAUGAUUGGUCUAACCGUUAUCGGAUGUGGUAUUAUGAUUUACAGUGGAAAGCAAGCAGCAAAGCGUGGUGAAUCUGUGACCAAACAGAAUCUGGAAUGGCACAAGCAGUUUAAUGAGACAGCCACCACUGGCACUGGAGCAGCUGAAACCAAAUAAUCAUCACAAACUACCAGAACAGCAAAGUAGAUCGUUUAAUUAAUCCAAUUGUAAACUGUAAACAUUGGUAUAUUGAAAUAUUUUCGAUAUUUUCAAUGUUCAUUGUUGCAGUGCCAAUUGCUGCAGUAGCCUUAAAUUUUAAUUGAAACAGUGAUAUUUUUUGAACUCAUGCUAGAAGUUUUUAUCCUUAUUGUUCGAUCAAAUUGCCAACUGUUAAUUGUAGCACAGACUGCACUGAAAUAAAUAUUUACUCAAAGCA
Drosophila montana is the source of this 869-nucleotide messenger RNA. Its product is annotated as UPF0389 protein GA21628. The transcript has 2 exons. NCBI's taxonomy places the organism in Eukaryota, Metazoa, Arthropoda, Insecta, Diptera, Drosophilidae. Bases 209 to 610 code for a protein of 133 amino acids. The record is from RefSeq and is a predicted model, not a curated record.